Messenger RNA from Acyrthosiphon pisum (pea aphid), 2671 nucleotides. RefSeq names its product male-specific lethal 2. Gene Ontology annotation, cellular component: MSL complex. NCBI's taxonomy places the organism in Eukaryota, Metazoa, Arthropoda, Insecta, Hemiptera, Aphididae. Gene Ontology annotation, biological process: protein ubiquitination. Gene Ontology annotation, molecular function: ubiquitin protein ligase activity. The record is from RefSeq and is a predicted model, not a curated record. The coding region runs from base 496 to 1647 and encodes 383 amino acids. The transcript is spliced from 3 exons.
AUUCAAAAUACAUUUUUCUACCGGCUUCCGGUUUAAAAUAUUAUGCUCAAGAUGCCGCAGCGUCUUUUGUUUUGUUUGGCUAGCAGUUGGUGAUCCUGGGUAAAAUUGUAAACAAAGUUCUAAUGAUAAAAAGACCGACUCUAAUUAAAAAUGUACUGAUUGUACCCGGGACGCCGCGACGGUGAUUACAAUGAUUAGAAUAAUACAAAAUACGAAAUACAAAAUACAAAUUACUGACUAUUACGGUUUUUGGACCGUUGUAAACUUGUAAACCUCUAUCUGUCAUAUUAUAUUUUUACAACUUAAACAGUUUUAAAUUUAUAAAUAUAAGAGUAUUGACAACUGUAUCAUAACAUGAAUUUGCAUUAGAUUUUUUGAAGAAACACUAGGUGGUGAAGCCACCAAUUUUAUAUUUUCCAUAAUCACUUACAAAGAACGUUUCGGUUUGCGCUACAAUUUAGUAAACAGUAAGUGAAUUUUAAAUGAAUAAGUGCGAUGGCCCUGAUAGAAUAUUACUUAUCGACCAGCCAGAUCGUACUGCAAGCCAAGAGCACGGAUCCAUUGACUUGGCAAAAAUUGCACUCAUUGUUACCAUUAUUACAUGAGCAUCUAUCUUGUCAGGUAUGUCAUAAACUGGUCGACCGACUUAAUCCCUAUUUAGACGGAUACGCAUGUACAGUGUGUGUGAAUCACCAGAUAACCGAAAACCCGUCUAGCGCAAUAAUACAAUGCUACAAGAAACUGUGUGCUUAUAUACAUAGCUCGCCACUGUAUAAAGUUAUGUGCACAAGAGUUGAAGACAAACGGUUAGUCGAAUUAGUAACCGAAGUUAUUAGUCUACCUCGAUCAAUUAAUGGUUACAGUGGAAUGGUAAAUGGUACAGUGAUUAAACAAGAAAAAAAAGAAAAGGAUAUUGAAGACGAUUCUACGUUAAUGGUAAAUGGUACAAUGAAUAAACAAGAAAUAAAAGAAGAGGAUAUUGAAGACGAUUCUACGUUAAUGGUAAAUGGUACAAUGAAUAAACAAGAAAUAAAAGAAGAGGAUAUUGAAGACGAUUUUACGUUAAUGGUAAAUGGUAUAAUGAAUAAACAAGAAAUAAAAGAAGAGAAUAGUAAAGACGAUAUUACGUUAAUCUCAUCAUCAGAUAUUCAAUUGCCCACUGUAAACGAAACACCAGAAGAUUAUAUUAACUACCAAAUAUUUGAUGUACAAUCCCAGAAACACAAAAUUCAAAAUCAAUCUGUAUUCAACAAUAUUCCUAAAAAGAAGAAAAAUGAACGCCGUUGGGGCUGUCGAUGUGGUAAUGCUACAACUACUCCUGGCAAGCUAACAUGUUUUGGACAGAGAUGUCCCUGUUAUACAGAACAAAAACCUUGUGAUCAAUGCAAAUGUAGAGGGUGCAGAAAUCCUAGACAGAAAAGGUCCAAUAAUGAUGACAACUUAGAAAUAGAUCAAAUACGUCGGAAACCAGUGACCUUAGAAUUAGUAUCUUCACUCAAGCCUUCUUCACAUAAUAAUAGCAAUUCGCUAUUUAGUGCUUAUACAAUGCACGAUAUGUUACAGUUUUCUUCACACAGUCAACAAUUCGAUCAAGGUGGGACUGAAGACAAUCUUGGACAUGUGAACUCUAUUUUCCAUUCUCCUUGAAUCAGUGAAUCAGUGGUGGAUCCAGGGGGAAGGCAAAGGGGGCAUUUGCCCUCCCAAUUGCCAUAGUUUACCUUUGUUUUACACUAUGUUUAGGCAAUUUUGGAACUUUUUGUACUUUUGCCCUCCCCGCCCUAGAUGCCCCUCCCAUAAUUAAGCCCUGGAUCCGACACUGCCUUCAAUAACCGUUAUUGAACAUUAUUAAGUGUAACUAGUGUUGUAUGCUAUCUGAAGGAAUGAGGGUGUUGUAUACUAUGAACAACAGAUAUGUUACCUACCGUAAAUUGGGAUGACUUCGUAGGGUGAUUCUGGACAAUACCAUGUUCAAACACAAAAUUCAACUUUUUAUAAAAGUGUGGACAUCAAUGAUGUUAAUUAUUAUUUUUUGCCAUGUGAUUUCAACAUACUUAAAGAAUGUGGUAUAUUUUACUAAAAUCUGUCCGGAUUCACCCCAUUUUACUUAAAUUCAUUUAAUUUCUAUAAUUCAUUUAUCAUUUCUCUUAAAUCAUUUUUUUAUUUGAAAUCAGCAUAUUAUGUAUUAUUGAACUUUCAUAAAUAUUUAAAGGUUACUUUGAAAACUUAAAAUAAAUCGAAUAAAAAAGUUUGAAUAACCGACCCUAAACAUUCUUAUUUAAGCGUUUUAUCAUGAAGAGUCUUUAUUUCAAAAUAGAAAAAAUAUUGUAUAUUAUUCUUUAUAAUUUAUAACUCAUCACAUAUAAUAUUAACAUUUAAUAAAACUCACUGGACACUAUAUACCAAAAAAUACAUAAUUAACAAUUAGGUAAAAACUCAUAACUAAAAUUCUUUUGGUAUUAGGUCUAGAUAAUAAUAUCUGCACACUACUAAACUAUUUACUGUAAGAAAUGUAGGUAAAAUGUAGCAUACAACACUAAUGUAUUAUCUACUCAUGGGUACAAUACAACACCAGUAACAGUCAGUACUAUCUCUUUAAGAGGACGUAACACUGGUAUUUGCUAUCUCCGUCUUGAGCAGAAUAUUCGUAGCAUUAUUAGUUUAAACGUUAAAG